AUGCUCGGUCUCUGUGGAGUUGCCGCCAGCGUCGUCGCCUCAUCUGCCGCUGGCGCCGGUGCUAUCGCCGCCAUCCCAGCCGCUCUGGGUGCCGUUGGAUUCGGAGCUGGAGGUGUCGCUGCCGGCAGCGCAGCAGCAGCAGCACAGGCAGGAAUGGGUGGCGUCGUGGCAGCAGGUGGAUGGUUCGCAACGGCCCAGAGCUUGGCGAUGGGGGGUGCAUUGGCGGUGACGUUGGGGACUGUGGGCACCGCGCUUGCGGCGGGGGCAGGAGUUGGGGGGGCGGCGAUUGCGGCGGCGCAUGUUGUUGGGGUCUUGUGUUAG
Molecule: messenger RNA, 321 nt
Organism: Morchella importuna
Lineage: Eukaryota; Fungi; Ascomycota; Pezizomycetes; Pezizales; Morchellaceae
Exons: 2
Coding region: 1-321 (106 amino acids)
Source: RefSeq, a predicted model, not a curated record